GUGUAUCCUUAUCCACAGGCAGAUUCCUCCCAUGUCAACUAUCCUCAGCCUGCCAAUUACUCUCAGCUGGGUGGACACUAUCACGCAGGCUUCAUUCACUUUGGAGGCUAUCAAGCAAACACAUAUAUGCUUGGAACUCCUCAGCAAGCGAUGCAAUACUCUACCCGUCCUUUUCAGCAAGCAACUUUAUCUGGGACACAACCCGUCCGCGCAGGUCUCGAUCAGAUGUACAUCUUUAGUAGCGGUGCUGAAGGUCCAUUUCAGCCAGCCAUCUCGACCCAGACCAGCGGGCUCCCACAAGCAGAUUCAUCUCAAGUUGAAGGACACCAGCAAGCAAGUCCUUCCCAGAUUGACGGCCGAACGCAACUAGAUCCGAUUUCGCCUGAAAUCUUGUCGCAUUCGGUUCCGUCUCAUCUAGGCGAUCCUACUCAGACACGUGUUCACCAGCCCGAAGACCUAGACCAGACAGGGGAGCUCCAGCUAUCAGCCACGUCUUUGGUUGCAAAUGCUCAACAACCAAACCUUUCCCAUGUAUAUGGCCAUCAGCAAACAGGUCCAACUCCCCCCGGGCCUUCGAGAGCGACUGUUCCGUCUCAUAUGCUCCUGUUAGCAGGUGAUGCUCAAAUGAGCGGACACGAGCAAGAAGAUCCAGCUCCAGACCUAGCUCAAUUGGAAAGUUACCCGCCAUCGGUCUCGUUCCAGAGACCGGGUUCACAGCAGAUGUCGUACUUUCCGGCAUUUAAUAUACCUGUCGGUGGUAUGACCCAGACAAGCGACCACCAGGAAGAGGAUCCAGCUCUGACAGCAGCUUUACAGCUGUCACGUGCAUCCCGGAACGAGGCGCACCGGAGGAUCACACGUGCUUCGCGGUUUGCGUUCGAUGCAGGCGGUGCACAUCCUCCAGACAAGUAUCAGGAAGCACUUGAACAGGCGAGUCUUGAUUAAUGAUGGAGUCCAUUCUAGUUGAGGACGCAGAAUGCUGAGGAUGAUGAUGAAAGUGGAUUAGCGUUCCACCGUGCUGGCUACAGUUCGGCGAUGCACAAGCUGUCGUUCCAUAGAGCUAUGAUGAAUUCACUCACUAAGAUGAGGAUUGAGCUCCUCGAUCAAAUGUUUCUGUCUCAUACCUUCGAGCACUCUUCCAACAUUGAUUUCUAAGCAGAUUUCCUCGCUCGUUACAGCUGAGCACUUCUGCAAGUAGAUGCCUGACUGCCCAACCCCAUCUCCCACUCUAAAUUAACAGGUCUAGAAGUAC
Messenger RNA from Aureobasidium pullulans EXF-150, 1252 nucleotides. RefSeq lists its product as uncharacterized. The transcript has a single exon. Bases 127 to 945 code for a protein of 272 amino acids. The record is from RefSeq and is a predicted model, not a curated record. Lineage: Eukaryota; Fungi; Ascomycota; Dothideomycetes; Dothideales; Saccotheciaceae.